AUGGCAGCCCGCAACGCCAUAACCUUGAUCCAGAAAUCCAAGCCGUCCUCCCCCGAGAUCCUGCAGCUGCGGUGCCACAUACGCCCUGGCGCCAGCAAAGUGCGGGAGGGAGUUGCCGCCGUGACGGACGAGUCUGUCGAGCUGUGCGUAUCCGCUCCGCCGCAAGACGGCAGGGCCAACAAGGCCGUCAUCGAGAUAUUAAGCGAGAUCCUAGGCGUCGCCAAGUCCGACUUGCAAAUCACCCACGGCAUGAAGAACCGGGACAAAACCAUCAGCAUCGCGAGCGCCUGCUUUCGGCGAGACAAGAGCGGUAUGGACGACGAGGACCUAGUGGCUAUUGUAAAACAGAAACUCCUCAGCCAGGAAACAUCGUAA
Molecule: messenger RNA, 375 nt
Organism: Daldinia caldariorum
Lineage: Eukaryota; Fungi; Ascomycota; Sordariomycetes; Xylariales; Hypoxylaceae
Product: YggU-like protein
Exons: 2
Coding region: 1-375 (124 amino acids)
Cellular component (GO): cytoplasm
Source: RefSeq, a predicted model, not a curated record